AUGGGCAUGGGCAACGUUGAGGAUCCUAGUCGCCGUUGUGUGGGCCGAGCUGAGAAAAUUUUGAGUCGCUCAGGUGUCGUCAAGCAGGCUGCGCCGUUGAGCGUGGCACAGAUCUGCAAGAUUCAUGACCUUCUGCAUGCAGAAGGCACCAGCCGCUGGGACAAAGCUCUGUGUGCUUACUUGUUGCUCUGCUUGUAUGGUCGGGCACGGCAUAGUGACUUCAAAAACAUUGAGCGUGUGGAGUGGGACGUCAAGCCACUGUCGGAGGGAGUUGCCGAGGAAGGUCGCGAGGGUUACAUUGUGGUGUACACUAGGAACCAUAAGACAUCCCGUGCUACCGCAAAGAAACUUAAGCUGCUGCCCAUCAUCAUUCCAGUGUCGGGUGUUCACGGCAGACCGUGGGCCUUUGCGGCGCGCUCUGCCUUCGAGAGGGUUGGGCUGGUUUUGGAAGGGCAUGUCUCAGGCCCGCUCUUCAAACCACCGAAAUCGUUCGAGGAGCUCGGUUUGUGCAACCGGAGUAUCACUUCGGGGGAGGUGUCUGUCUUCUUGCGGUUGGUGCUGAAUCUCCCAGUGGAUCCUCCUGAUGACAGCCCAAAAGUGUCGAGCCACACCUCAAGAGGCAAACGCAUUCGGAGUUCACGGGAACAAGAAGCCGUUGUGGCCACUGGAGGAUUAUUGCAGCUUGGUAGAGUCAAGCCACCAUGCAAGAGUGAGAGUGUUCUGAGUGGAAGUGGUGGCAAGGGCCUCUUGGCUGCCAUCUCACAGCGGCAAAGUGGGCAUGGCCCUGCCGGUUCGCCUGUGGGCGGCCUCCUUAGAGGCUUUGAGGUGAUCCCCGAAGCGGAGUUUAGCACCUGGUCUAGGAGGUUGUUGUUCGAGGCUCAGACAUUGGCGCUCAGCCAGCUACGACUUCAGAUCACUGAGCCCGAGUCCGCAGCCAAGAGAGUGCCGGAGGCAGAACGUGACAGGCGAAUGACCUUGAUGCGAGCAGAGUUGGCGGGCCUCAGCAUCGAGGGCCCGUUGGAGCCUGGUCGGAAGCUGCUCGAUGAGUGUGCGCAUCAAGAGGCUACCGGGCAGCUGAAAUAUUUGGCGCCCCAUGGGUGCGUGAGCAGGAUUCAUGAGGUGACCAAUGCGAAAAACGCAUCGCGGCAGGUCGAGAUCGAUCAGAGCAAGCUGAUUGUGCGAGAAGCACAGGACGAGCUAUCCAUGCCAGCCUCUUCCGCGCUUCAGGUCCAGGAGGCGCUUCGCCGCAGGGGGCUCGCUUACACCUUCGCCCAGGCUUUAUCUUGGAGUGCAUACGACAGGUACCUCAUGCGCCUUUUUAGCCAUAUGCGUCGCGAACCGCCACCAAACCACAACAGAGUAUCAGUGACCCAGCUGGUGGAGGCAGACAGGCUUGUCUUUGUGAAGUUGAUCGAGCAGAACAUCAAACCCAAGAGGGAUGCGUCGGGAUCCUUCCCACUCGACGAUGCCCUUCAUCACGCUCUUGAGUCAUAUGAAGUAAGCUUCGCGCUCAUGCAUCUUCAAAGCAAGCAGGCUCCCCCUACCCGUCCUCCGUUCAAGAAGCUCAAGACUCAGCACGACGAGUCCAGCGUCACCAAGCCGGGUGGCAAGGGGAAGGGUAAAGACAAGAAAGGUGGACACGCGGCCACGCCCUCGGGUGAACCCAUUUGCUUCACCUACUCGAUUCAUGGCAAAUGUACCGUUCAGAACUGCCGUAGGUUCAAAGGUGGUGGGAUUUGGGUGCAGGGGGAUGGCUCCACACCGUGCCCAGGCAAUGCGGAAGCUGGUACCGGUCGCAUCCUCUGUUUCAACCAAGGUGUGAUUAGCUUCGACUCCCACAAAUUUCACGCGACCGAGCCGUGGACCGGGGUAACGCGAAUCCUAGUGGGUUUCACUGUCAAGGGGUUUGAAGCUUUACCGCCCACGCUCAUCCAGGCGCUGCAGCAGGCCCACUUUGCACUACCCGAUAUCGGGACCGCCGACAUCUUCCACGCCACAUCGAGUGCACCGGCAUUUCCCGUAUGCUUGGAAUUGUUCUCUGGUCUAGGUCGGCUGACCUCCCACCUCAGGGCCCAUGGGUAUCCAGGUCCGUCAGCUGUUGAUGUCCAGCCUAGUUCGUCGGCCGCCUCUGUUGCGCACAAUCUUGAUGUUACUCGUGCAGCACCCUUGAUCCAAGAGUGGUUACAAUCGCCCUAUGUUGCGGUUUUGCACAUUGCUCCACCGUACUUCGUCGAGCCUCAGCUCGCCUGGGCCAUGGCCAUAGCUGCGAUUGUUGACACGGCAGUGACAUGCAACCAAGUGGUUUCCAUCGAGCUGCCGGCUACCAGCCCUUUUUGGUCCACGCCCGAGGGCCAGCGAGUGUGCCAACAUUGCCCGCAUGUCACAUCGUUCAACUUGUGUUGCUUCAGUGCCGAUUCGGUUUCCACUCGCAUUGCCAGCAACCGCACUUGCUUCCAAGCACUCAGUCGGCCGUGCAAAGGUCAUCAAUCCAAGCUGCCGCCCGAAACAGGCGAUCGUGUCUUCUCCUGGACCUUCGCUGAAUCAGAGGCCACAUUCAAGAAAUCCCUGGCACCUCAUGUUUCAUCCAUCUUAGCCCCUAAGAAGCUCUUGCUGUGGAAGGAGUUGAUGGAGGAAUACGGUUACCCGGACAAAGAAGUGUUUGACGAAGUCACCCAAGGCAUUUUGCUGACGGGUGCUACACCAAUCACCGGGGUAUUCCCUCCUGUCUUUAAACCCCCCACGAAGUCAGCUUGGGAUCUCUGUGAUUGGGGACCGUCGUUACGGGCUAAGAUCCUCGAUCGUGUUAGACCGCAAGGUGAGGAAGAUGCUGUGGUGCACGCGAAAACCGUUGAAGAGCGUAACAAGUCCUGGGCCAAGGGCCCGUUGUCCCGAGACGAGCUUGCUCUCGACUCUCUUGUUAGCAGGCGGUUUGGGCUUAAGCAAGGCGCGAAGGUUCGCUUGGUGGAUGACAUGUCGGCUAGUGGGGUUAAUGAAUUAGUGAUGGUUCAUGAGUCCCCCAAACCACAUGGGCCCGACGUUAUCGCGGGGGCGGCUUUGGCAGCCAUGCGCAAAAUGCCUCAGGAGCCCCUUUCCGCCAGGGCGUACGAUCUGCGAUCCGCUUAUCGACAAUUGCCGAUCCACCCGCCCUCGCUCAAACAUGCGCUUGUCAGUCACUGGAAUCCCGAGCAGUGUUCUGUGGAAGUCGAUCAAUUGUUGGCUCUGCCGUUUGGAGCGGCACGGUCCGUAUACGGGUUCCUCCGUGCCGCUACCUCAGUAUGGUGGUUGGGGUGCACUUGCCUCGGCCUGAUGUGGAGCGUCCUUUAUGACGAUUUCGUCACUCUGGCCAGAACGCGCGAUGUUCGCCACACGGAUGCAGCCGCCACCGCGUUCUUCCACCUACUGGGGUGGCAGUUCGACGAGUGUGGGGAGAAGGCUUUCGAGUUCAGCCAAGUGUUCAAAGCUUUAGGUGUGUUGUUCGAUCUUAGCAAUGCCCACUUAGGUCAAGUUUUGAUCAAGAACACCCCGUCGCGUAUCGACGAGCUAGGCCAACUCAUCACCCAGAUAGUGGACAGCAGGGCCUUGUCCAGAGCUGUCAUGCAGUGGUAG
Molecule: messenger RNA, 3606 nt
Organism: Symbiodinium necroappetens
Lineage: Eukaryota; Dinophyceae; Suessiales; Symbiodiniaceae
Source: the annotation of a GenBank genome assembly